UGGAGACUCAUUAGAUGACCAAACUUACUGAGCCAUCUACUUCUCAUCCCUACCUUCCCAAUGAAGGCUUCUUUUGAUUAUGCUAUUUAGAAAGAGAGUACAUACAUUUCCCUUUAUUUAUGUGCCACCAUAACGUUGGAUUUAUGCUCCAUUCCUUCUCAAAGAAAUAGCACUUUACAUCUUUAUAUUUAUUUUGUUUCUAUUAGGUCUUUUGAGCAAAGUCUAACGGCAUCCCCUAACAGCUUCAAUAGUCUACCAGCAUCAGAAUUCAUCAAAUAGUCUGUGCCAUUCUCAACCACAAGAACGAACAUGACCAACCGAAACAAACUGAUAGAGAUAUAUUUUCACCUUGGCCUGGAGUAUAAGGAUAUUGUAAAUAUUCUUAUUGCAAAACACAAAAUACUUUUAAGUGAAAGAACUUUGAAGAGGACCUUACAGAGACAAGGGCUUUUUCGUCGGAAAAAUUAUACCAAUCUUCAAGAAGUGGUUGCUUUCAUAAGACGAGAACUCCAAGGGUCAGGUUCUUGUCAUGGAUACAGAUGGAUGUUUGAAAAAUGCAAAUUGAAUGGUCUAAAUGUAAGAAAAGAACACGUCAGGGUUAUCUUGUCUUUGGUCGAUCCUAUUGGAACGGAAAUGCGGCGUGCAAGAAGACUAUCAAGACGGUCCUACUUCUCAAAGGGACCAAAUUAUAUAUGGCACAUGGACUCCUAUGACAAGUUGCGUCCCUUCGGUCUGUGCAUUAAUGGAUGCAUUGACGGGUUUGCAAGAAAACUAUGCUGGCUCAAUGCGUACAGGACCAGCAGUGAUCCAAGAGUUAUCGGCGGUUACUUCGUUGAAACUGUAAAAAGUCUUCAAGGCUGUCCUAGAAUUGUAAGAGCAGACCGUGGGACAGAGAACUGCUAUGUACGGGAAUUCCAGAGAUUCUUACGGCGUAAUGGAAGUGAUGCCUUUGCAGAAGAAAGGAGUUUCAUGUACGGUUCAAGCAACCACAAUCAACGGAUCGAAAGUUUUUGGGGAUUUUUGAGGAAAGAAUGCAUUGAGUUCUGGCUAGAAUUUUUCCAUGGAAUGAAGAACGAGGGAUACUUUGAUGGCACCUUUCUUGACGUGAACCUAGUUCUCUUCUGUUUCCUCGGCCUAAUCCAGGAUGAACUUGACCGGACAGCUGAUGUGUGGAAUACGCAUAUCAUUUCCCCAUCCAAGAAUGAAAAUGUACCACACGGCCGACCAAAUGUUAUGUAUUUCGUGCCAGAAUUAUAUAACACUAAAAACUACACACAGGGGAUCACUCAAGAUGAUUUAGACGAAUGUGAGGAAGAAUGUAUCUUCCGAGGAUCGAUUCCAUGCGAUGAGGACGUCUUCCGUCUUUGCAGUUUUAUCAUGGCAAAGAGACACCUUACUUUGUCACAUGAUGCCUACAGUGGACUUGAAUUGUACCUCGUUCUGAGAGAGGUAUUGUCAGUAUUAAAUGAAUAACAUUUAUUACAAUCUUCAGAUUAGUGAAAAUACUAAAUGAACAUAAUUGGAUCUAGCAAAACAUGGGAUAAACCAACCCACCUCUGCCUUCCACGUCCUAUGUACGAUUAUGUUACUAUACCAAAACCCUGGCCCAAUUUCAUGGCUCUGUUUACCGUAAGCAACGAAUCGGCGAUUAUGGAAGCAGUGUUUAUCACAGAUUAGCACGAAAAUGUUUCUUGGGCGCGUGCGUACUUCACGUUUCACAGGCAUUCUUUGCUUAAACUAGCGCCGAAAUUCAGCAUUUUCACUGUAAGCGAAGAAUGGAGAUCACAAGCACAGAAUUCUGCGGUAAGAAAAGCCAUGAAAUUGGGCCAAGAUCUUGGAGUGUUUGACUGUGGUCUUAGAGCUGCAAACCAGCAUUCUGCCUUCUCUGUCAAAGCUUUUGACAUGAAUACUUCAAAAUAAUACACACACAACUCUUUCAAAUUAAAAGUGCAUGUGGGCUUGAAGUGCAAGUACAAAAUACAUUUAGCGCGUUUUUAUUAAAGAUCUAAUUUAGUUACGGUCAAUAUACUGUUUAAAAAGUAAGUAUAAAUCAUACACUUGUGAAUAAAGUCUAAAGUGUAUACGUUAUCGAAAAGCUGAAGAAGAGAUCGUCGUUUCAUUUCAAGCCGAUUGUCUAAAAUUAAUAAAGUAGGCCGCCAUGUGUUGUUAAGCAAGUGAUGAAUGCUCAAUAUUGAGCCACUUCGCCAAUAAUGUGCAAACUGACAACAGUUUUUAAG
Asterias rubens (European starfish) is the source of this 2237-nucleotide messenger RNA. RefSeq lists its product as uncharacterized. Lineage: Eukaryota; Metazoa; Echinodermata; Asteroidea; Forcipulatida; Asteriidae. The transcript is spliced from 2 exons. Bases 310 to 1473 code for a protein of 387 amino acids. The record is from RefSeq and is a predicted model, not a curated record. Gene Ontology annotation, molecular function: nucleic acid binding.